GGCCUGGAAGAGGGCGAAAGAAAUGGAAGGCGAAAUGUUUGGAGCCGGAAAGGGCGGAACAGAAGGUGAGGCGCCUGUAACUCAGGAGCCUGGUUCAAGAAGAGCGCCUCAUGGGGCAGCAGUACAUCAAGAUGAAAGGGUGCCACUUGAAACUAAUCAAGGCGGAGCAGUACCUACUACUCCCGGAACUGGUAAACAUGAAGCUGAGGGCGCUGAGCAGCCUGUAGAAGGAUUUGUGUCUCCAGAAGCCGGAAAAUCUGAAGCUGAAGGCAUACCAUUCGAAACCCAGGAACCUGGAGGAGAAGGUACAAUUCCUGAAGCUGGAAUGCCUGAAGCUGAAGGUGGGCCAAUCGGAAAUGAGGUGCCCGGAGCAGAAGGUGCGACACCGGAAGCUAGAAUGCCAGAAACUGAAGGUGAGCCAUUCGGAACUGAGCAGCCUAUUGAAGAGAGAAUUGCUCCUGAAGCUGGAGUAACUGAAGCUGAAGGUGUGCCAAUCGGAAAUGAGGUGCCC
Messenger RNA from Anisakis simplex (herring worm), 511 nucleotides. The record is from the annotation of a GenBank genome assembly. NCBI's taxonomy places the organism in Eukaryota, Metazoa, Nematoda, Chromadorea, Rhabditida, Anisakidae.